CUGUGAGCGGAGCUGGACCGACGCCAUGAGCUCGCGCGGUGUGUGAGGGAGGUGAUGAUUCGGUAAAAAGCGGAGCCGUUGAUGCUGUGAGGUCGCGUGAAAACAUGAAGCUGCUGUUUGUGGUGACGCUCUUAUGGCGCGAGGCGCUGUGCGGGUCCCCGAGCGUGCAAAUAGGUGGGUUGUUCCCUCGGGGGGCCGAUCAGGAGUACAGUGCAUUCAGGGUCGGCAUGGUUCAGUUUGGGAUGACAGAUUUCAGACUGACUCCUCACAUCGAUAAUCUGGAGGUGGCUAACAGCUUCGCGGUCACAAACUGCUUUUGUUCACAGUUCUCACGAGGCGUCUACGCCAUCUUUGGCUUCUACGAUAAGAAGUCGGUGAACACCAUCACGUCCUUCUGUGAGACACUGCAUGUCUCCUUCAUCACGCCGUCAUUCCCAGCUGAAGGCAUGAAUCAGUUUGUUCUGCAGAUGAGGCCGGACAUCAAAGGUCCACUGGUGUCUUUAGUGGAGUACUACAAGUGGGAGAAGUUUGCGUACCUGUACGACAGUGACAGAGGUCUCUCAACUCUUCAGGUCAUCCUGGACACUGCCGCAGAGAAAAAAUGGGUCGUCACGGCGAUAAAUGUAGGUAACCUCAAAGACGAGAGAAAGGACGAGGCGUACCGCUCCCUGUUCCAGGACCUGGAGAUCCGUAAGGAGCGACGCAUCAUCCUGGACUGUGAACAGGACAAAGUCAAAGACAUCAUGGAACAGGUGAUCACUAUAGGUCGACAUGUGAAAGGAUACCACUACAUCAUUGCCAACCUGGGUUUUGUAGACGGCGACCUCUCUAAAAUCCAGUACGGAGGAGCGAAUGUUUCAGGCUUUCAGAUCGUAGAUUUUGACGAUCCUGUGGUGGCAAAGUUUGACCAGCGAUGGGAGGCUCUGGAGGAGAAGGAAUACCCUGGAGCAGACGCGCGGAUCAGAUACACCUCCGCCCUCACCUAUGACGCUGUCAAUGUGAUGACCGAGGCCUUUCGCUUCCUGCACAAGCAGAGGAUAGACAUGAGUCGUCGUGGCAACAGUGGGGACUGUCUGGCUAAUCCAGCAGUGCCAUGGGCUCAGGGGGUGGAGAUCGAACGAGCCCUCAAACAGGUGCGUGUUGAUGGUUUAACAGGGAACAUCCAGUUUGAUCAGUAUGGAAAGAGAAUAAAUUACUCGGUGACAGUCAUGGAGCUGAAGAACAAUGGACCCGUGAAGAUCGGUUACUGGAAUGAGGUGGAUAAGAUGGUGGUGACAAAGUCAGACUUCUACCCAAAUGACACCAGCGGGAUGGAGAACAAGACGGUCAUCGUGUCGACUAUACUGGAAGCCCCCUAUGUGAUGCUGAAGAAAAAUUCUGAGCUGUUUCAAGACAACGAUCGCUAUGAAGGUUAUUGCGUGGACCUGGCUGCAGAAAUCGCAAAGCACUGUGGGAUACGUUACCAGCUAAAGAUUGUGGGAGAUGGCAAAUAUGGAGCCAGAGAUGCAGAAACCAAAAUCUGGAAUGGUAUGGUUGGAGAGCUGGUGUAUGGGAAAGCAGAUAUAGCUGUCGCUCCCCUGACGAUCACUCUGGUUCGAGAGGAGGUGAUAGAUUUCUCCAAACCCUUCAUGUCUCUGGGAAUCUCCAUCAUGAUCAAGAAGCCGCAGAAAUCUAAACCAGGAGUCUUCUCCUUCCUCGACCCGUUGGCCUAUGAAAUCUGGAUGUGCAUCGUCUUUGCAUACAUAGGAGUUAGUGUGGUUCUCUUUCUGGUUUCCAGAUUCAGCCCCUAUGAGUGGACAUUAGAGGAGCCAGAGGACGGAGCUUUGCCACUGACGACCGAAUCUACUAAUGAGUUUGGGAUUUUUAACUCCCUGUGGUUCUCUCUUGGGGCUUUUAUGAGGCAAGGUUGCGACAUCUCACCAAGGUCUCUGUCUGGCCGGAUUGUGGGCGGUGUGUGGUGGUUUUUUACCCUGAUCAUCAUCUCUUCGUACACCGCUAACCUGGCGGCCUUCCUGACAGUGGAGAGGAUGGUUUCCCCCAUCGAGAGCGCUGAAGAUCUGGCCAAACAGACCGACAUCGCAUACGGGACCCUGGACUCUGGAUCCACCAAGGAGUUCUUUAGGCGCUCCAAAAUCGCCUUGUUUGACAAGAUGUGGCAGUACAUGAAAUCAGCAGAACCUUCAGUCUUUGUGAAGAAAACAUCAGAGGGUGUCCUGCGAGUAAGGAAGUCCAAAGGGAAGUACGCCUACCUGCUGGAGUCCACCAUGAACGAGUACAUCGAGCAGAGGAAACCCUGUGACACCAUGAAAGUGGGAGGAAACCUGGACUCCAAAGGAUAUGGCAUCGCCACACCUAAAGGAUCCCCAUUAAGAAAUGCGGUGAACCUGGCGGUGUUAAAGUUGAACGAGCAGGGGCUGCUGGACAAACUGAAAAACAAGUGGUGGUAUGACAAGGGAGAGUGCGGCAGCGGAGGAGGGGAGAGCAAGGAGAAGACCAGCGCUCUGUCUCUCAGUAACGUCGCCGGUGUCUUCUACAUCCUGGUUGGAGGCCUGGGUCUUGCAAUGAUGGUGGCGCUGGUGGAGUUCUGCUACAAGAGCAGAGCGGAGGCCAAAAAGAUGAAGAUGAAAUUCACAGAUGCAAUGCGCUCCAAAGCUCGUCUAUCCAUCACAGGAUCGACCAGUGAGAAUGGCCGUGUCCCAGUGGCUUACCUACGUCCAGGAUUACCCAUGAGCCUCAGCAUGACUGAUCUCUCCUGACCACGCCCGAGCCAGUGCCUUACAGCCAAUGGACACACAUUCUCCCUUUGCCAUCUUAAUGACCAAUCACAACUCACGGUGGGUGAUCUGCCCUGAUUUCCAAUCUGGAGUUUAGCCAAUCAUAUCUCUCUGAGGACUCCUGAUCUCACUGUCACCGUUAAACUUCUGACUGGACGGAUGUUGUUUUCACCACUCAACUGUCAGGUUUAAGACCUGCCCACCUGCAAAGUGAAUUACUGACUAUCAGUGAGGAACAUGGCUGGUCAUUUACGUUUUAUUCAU
Messenger RNA from Labrus mixtus (cuckoo wrasse), 3038 nucleotides. Its product is annotated as glutamate receptor 2-like. The coding region runs from base 105 to 2756 and encodes 883 amino acids. Gene Ontology annotation, biological process: synaptic transmission, glutamatergic; monoatomic ion transport; modulation of chemical synaptic transmission. The transcript has 19 exons. NCBI's taxonomy places the organism in Eukaryota, Metazoa, Chordata, Actinopteri, Labriformes, Labridae. Gene Ontology annotation, cellular component: AMPA glutamate receptor complex; plasma membrane; postsynaptic membrane. Gene Ontology annotation, molecular function: transmitter-gated monoatomic ion channel activity involved in regulation of postsynaptic membrane potential; AMPA glutamate receptor activity. The record is from RefSeq and is a predicted model, not a curated record.